Budorcas taxicolor (takin) is the source of this 1647-nucleotide messenger RNA. It is a transcript of the gene PPIL4, whose product is annotated as peptidylprolyl isomerase like 4. Gene Ontology annotation, biological process: protein peptidyl-prolyl isomerization. Gene Ontology annotation, molecular function: peptidyl-prolyl cis-trans isomerase activity; RNA binding. The record is from RefSeq and is a predicted model, not a curated record. The transcript has 13 exons. Gene Ontology annotation, cellular component: nucleus. NCBI's taxonomy places the organism in Eukaryota, Metazoa, Chordata, Mammalia, Artiodactyla, Bovidae.
AUGACGUAGGGCUGCGCCUGUCACCCCCGGGGCUUGUUGCGAGGAGGAGCGGGCGCCAUGGCGGUUCUGCUGGAGACCACUUUAGGCGACGUCGUCAUCGACCUGUACACAGAAGAGCGGCCGCGCGCUUGCUUGAAUUUCCUGAAGUUGUGCAAAAUAAAAUAUUAUAAUUAUUGCCUUAUUCACAAUGUCCAGAGGGAUUUUAUCAUACAGACUGGUGAUCCUACAGGGACUGGACGUGGAGGAGAAUCAGUUUUUGGUCAACUGUAUGGUGAUCAAGCAAGCUUUUUCGAGGCUGAAAAAGUGCCAAGAAUUAAGCACAAGAAGAAAGGCACUGUGUCCAUGGUGAACAAUGGCAGUGAUCAGCAUGGAUCUCAGUUUCUUAUUACAACAGGAGAGAAUCUGGAUUACCUUGAUGGCGUUCAUACAGUGUUUGGUGAGGUGACAGAAGGCAUGGACAUAAUUAAGAAAAUUAAUGAGACUUUUGUUGAUAAGGACUUUGUACCAUAUCAAGAUAUCAGGAUAAAUCAUACAGUGAUUUUAGAUGAUCCAUUUGAUGAUCCUCCUGAUUUAUUAAUUCCUGAUCGAUCACCAGAACCUACAAGGGAACAACUAGAUAGUGGUCGAAUUGGAGCAGAUGAAGAAAUUGAUGAUUUCAAAGGGAGAUCAGCUGAAGAAGUAGAAGAAAUAAAGGCUGAAAAAGAGGCCAAAACUCAAGCUAUUCUACUAGAAAUGGUGGGAGACCUACCUGAUGCAGAUAUUAAACCUCCAGAAAAUGUGCUGUUUGUUUGUAAAUUGAAUCCAGUGACCACAGAUGAAGAUCUGGAGAUAAUAUUCUCAAGAUUUGGGCCAAUAAGAAGUUGUGAAGUUAUCCGAGAUUGGAAGACUGGAGAAUCCCUUUGUUAUGCUUUUAUUGAAUUUGAAAAAGAAGAAGAUUGUGAGAAAGCAUUCUUCAAAAUGGACAAUGUGCUUAUAGAUGACAGAAGAAUACAUGUGGACUUUAGCCAGUCUGUUGCUAAGGUUAAAUGGAAAGGAAAAGGUGGGAAAUACACCAAGAGUGAUUUCAAGGAGUAUGAAAAAGAACAGGAUAAACCAUCUAAUUUGGUUCUGAAAGAUAAAGUAAAGCCCAAACAGGAUGCCAAAUACGAACUUGUACUAGAUGAGCAGGCAGAAGACUCAAAGGCAAGUCACUCACACACAAGUAAAAAACACAAGAAGAAGACCCGCCACUGCUCUGAAGAAAAAGAAGAUGAGGACUACAUGCCAAUCAAAAAUACCAAUCAGGAUAUCUACAGGGAAAUGGGCUUUGGUCACUAUGAAGAAGAAGAAAGUUGUUGGGAGAAGCAAAAGAGUGAAAAGAGGGACCGACCUCAGAACCGAAGUCGUAGCCGAUCUCGAGAAAGGGAUGGCCACUAUAGUAACAGUCACAAAUCCAAAUACCAGGCAGAUCCCUAUGAAAGAGAAAGGAGUAAAAAGAGAGACCGAAGCAGGAGUCCCAGGAAAUCCAAAGAUAAAGAAAAAUCCAAGUACAGAUGAAAGUCGAAGAAUCAGACAUGAGUGCUAACGUAUUUGCUCUUGUAUAACUUGGAGUACCAGAUGUUCAGAUUUUGUGUCAGAGCAGUUAAAGACUCUGCUGGUUAUUUUUUU